Columba livia (rock pigeon) is the source of this 2561-nucleotide messenger RNA. It is a transcript of the gene DNTTIP2, whose product is annotated as deoxynucleotidyltransferase terminal interacting protein 2. The coding region runs from base 58 to 2502 and encodes 814 amino acids. The transcript is spliced from 7 exons. Gene Ontology annotation, molecular function: RNA binding. The record is from RefSeq and is a predicted model, not a curated record. Gene Ontology annotation, cellular component: nucleolus. Lineage: Eukaryota; Metazoa; Chordata; Aves; Columbiformes; Columbidae. Gene Ontology annotation, biological process: RNA processing.
CCGGGUGCCGCCGCCGGAAGAGCGGCCGGAAGGGGCGGGUACAGCGCGGCUGACAAGAUGGUGGUCACCAGGCGGGCGGCGGCGCGGGGGAGGUGGCAGCGGCCGCGGGCUGGGGGAGGCGGCGGCAGCCCCAGCCCCUCGGCGCCCGCCGCGGAGGAGAUGGCAUCUGCUGAAGUUAGUACUCCUGUGCCUACAAGGGUGACUAGAAGAAGAACUAAAUCAGUUUGUAAGCCAGAGGUAAUUCAGGAAUCCCAGUUUGAAGAAGUGGAACAUGCAGAAGCAAAGUCAGAUGUCAGUGAUAGCUUAGAGGUGCAAAUUACUACAAAAGAGAAUGCAGCUAUUCAUUCAGCACAAUCAGUUGCUGAACCAGAAGCUGAUGGGCAUGUGUCAGAAGCAGAAUCAAAUUGCUCUGACGUGUCUGGACUUCAGACACCUUUGUUUGUAAGAGUAACAAGAAGACGACAAAUUUUAGUUCCUUGUCAGCCAGAUUCUCCUGACAGAAAAAGACAUGACAAGACAACUUCUCUAAAUAAGUUAAGCAAGAUUCUGGAUGAAGAUGAUAUCUCUGAAGCUGAGUCUUGUUCCUCUGCUGUUUCUGGUGUCCAGAUGCCUAAUGUUACCAGGUCUACAAGAAGCAGGCAAAGCAAAAAGAAAUUACAACUGGAUACAGUUGGUGAGUCCCGUAGUGAAGAUAUUUCUGAUGCAGACUCAUGCUGCUUAAGUUCUCAGAAGGAACUGUCAGUCACUACUAAACGAAUUACUAGGAGCAUGCAAAUGAAAUCACAAGCGGAAAAUACUAACCAGACUGAGAAAGGAAACAUAAUUGUUUCAGAAGACGAGAAUUUAAUUGAGGACACAGUUAGAUCUGAGCCAGUAAUAAUUUCUGAUUCUAGACCUGCUGCAGAGCUUGUCUCUGACACAGAAGAUGCUUCCUCUGUAACUGAGGAUAAUAAAGAACUCAGUUCACCUAAAAGCAAAUGUUCUUCCAAAUCUGCCAAUACAACCCAGAGUAAAGAGGUUUUGAAUGGUGUGACACCCAGCAAUCUUACAAAAAUGAAACGAAGUGACACUGAAUCGCCUAGGAAAAAAGCCACAAAAAAUCCACAGACUGCUGGGGUAGAUUAUUCAGAGGAAACAUGUGGUCAAAUACAAGAACAACACUGUAAAGUACUUGUGGUGAAGGGGAAAUCAGAGCAUAUGGAUCUUUCUUCGACUGACUGCAUGAGUCCCAAAGAAUUUUUAGACUUCCAAGUGCAAGAAACACCAAAUGAAAGUAAAAAAAUUCCAGAAUGCGAAAGAGCAGAUGCUGAGGCAGGUGCACAACAACCUUUCACUCCUGCUGAUAAAUUAAAAAAGGGUGAGCCAUCUAGUGCAGUGAGCAGCCCACUAAAGGAUGUAGCUGCUGCCCAAAGAACUGAUAGUGUUGGUAGACGCAGGACGCUUGAAAUCAGUGGAGACAAGGAUGAAGACAGAACAGGAGAAUAUGCCGAAUCUGUAUCACACAGAAGGGGAAGAUCGAGCAGAGGAAGUGAUUCUUUUGCAUUGUUUCUGAGCAAAGAUGAAAGUGAUGAAUCUGAAAACAGUGAUGUGGCAGACUCAGAUACACUUGAAGAGAAUCUGUGUUAUAAAGAGGCAAAUGAGAGGACCCCUUCCCUUAACAAAUCUUUAAAAAACAGUUCACUGCAUGCUGAAGGGCUUUUUGUAAUCGAUACUAAGCCUGGCAUGAGUUCCAGCCAAAAGUAUUACUUAGAUCAUGUAGAGCAAGAUAUUGAUGCUGAAAAUAAGCAUGAAGGAAAGGAAGAAGUUGAAGAAGCCUCAGAUCUGGAAGAGGCUGAAGAGGAAUUGAUAGAUGAAGAUGAGAAGGAUGAAGACGAUGAUUUGUUGAAAAAUAAGAGUGAUGUUUUACAGCUUUCCAGCAGCAUAGACCCUGGUUUGAGUAUCAAGAAGCUUGGAGGUUUAUAUGUUAGUUUUGAUGGAAAAAAGCAGAAGCCCAGAUCAAGUGUAAUUGAACAAUUGAAGGAGAAGAAGAAGGACCAGCUCUUGCAGAAGAGUAUAAUAACUCCAGAUUUUGAAAAAAAAGAAUGUGUUCCACCCUUCAGGGAAUCGCUUCACCAGCUCAAGAAACAGCGCAGGGCAGAGAGAGAAAAAACAACAGGUGACGGUUGGUUUGGUAUGAAAGCCCCAGAAAUCACCAGUGAAUUGAAGAAUGAUCUUAAAGUUUUGAAGAUGAGAGCUUCGUUGGACCCUAAGCAUUUUUAUAAGAAAAAUGAUAGAGAUGGUCUACCCAAGUACUUCCAGGUUGGAACUGUGGUUGAUUCUCCCAUAGACUUUUACCAUAGUCGAAUACCUAAGAAACAAAGGAAGAGGACAAUUGUAGAAGAGCUGCUUGCGGAUUCUGAGUUUAGAAGAUAUAAUAAAAAGAAGUAUCAGGAGAUCAUGAGUGAAAAAGCAGCUUUUGCAGCAGGGAAGAGGAAUCGGAAGAAGAAGAAAUUUCGCAAUUAAGACUUGGAAGAAAAAUAACCAGCUGGAACAACUUGUUUGUUAUAAAACGUUUUACAGAA